AUGGCUCCAAUGAAGAACCAAAACUCUUUGAUCCAAAAGGCUGCCGAGAUUGCCACCGUUGUUGGUUUAUCAUCCACCGGGGGCAAGAUCGAUAAUACAACUACGACAAACGGCUCAAGCUCCUCGGGCUCGGAAGAGAUCGACUCCAAAUCUCAAGCCUUCACCACAUUGCCGGUUAUGGUGGUUGAUGCGACUUCCGUGGAUGAGCAAUUGGCGCACUUGACCCAAACAGUGGCCAAUCUUCAAAAAAUAGUCGAAGACAAAGACAUUAAAAUCGCUCAAUUAAUGGAUAAGUUGGAACAGUCAGAGGUUGGGGAGUUUAGCCCGAAGCACGAAUCUUACCCGCUUCGUGACGAGAAAGCAAAGCAAGUGGAAGAAGCACAUCCCAAGCCGGACUUCGUGCAAGGCGCCACUCAUUCUUCGAUGUCCGUUGCCACGCUAUCUGUACAACAAUUGCAAGAGAUGAUCGCCAAUACUAUCAAAGCGCAAUAUGGAGGACCGUCUCAAGUCUCACCCAUGUACUCAAAGCCGUACACUAAGCGGAUAGAUGCAUUGAGGAUGCCAGCGGGAUACCAACCCCCAAAACUUCAACAAUUCGACGGAAAGGGGAACCCCAAGCAACAUAUUGCUCAUUUCAUCGAAACUUGCAACAAUGCGGGGACUAACGGCGAUCUCUUGGUGAAACAAUUCGUUAGAUCACUCAAGGGAAAUGCUUUCGAUUGGUAUGUCGAUUUGGAACCCGAGUCCAUCAACAGUUGGGAAGAGAUGGAACAUGAAUUCUUGAAUCGCUUCUACAGCACGCGUCGUAUUGUGAGUAUGAUCGAGCUUACUAACGCGAAGCAGUGGAAAGAUGAACCGGUUGUGGAUUACAUCAACCGUUGGCGUGCACUAAGCCUAAAUUGCAAGGAUAAGCUAUCGGAGGUGUCGGCAAUUGAGAUGUGUAUCCAAGGGAUGCAUUGGGGGCUUCUUUACAUCUUACAGGGGAUUAAGCCUCGAAAUUUUGAAGAAUUGGCUACGCGUGCCCAUGAUAUGGAGUUGAGUAUCGCGAACCAUAAGAGUGCACUCCCGCUAGAUGAUACUGAAGAUGUUGCCAACUCAAAUGUUACAAGUGUCACUUCACUCCCAAGCGACACAUGUCCCGCAUGGAACACCAAAAAAUGCCCGCCAACGCCUACGAAGAAAGUGUCUACAUUUCAAUUUGGGAGUUUGGAACCACAAUUGAUAAGGGCUUUAUUUCACGAGGAGGAAGUCAUACACGAUGAAAACCCCAUUUCUGCUAUUGAGGAUGAUGGAGAAUGGAUUCUAGUGACACGUCGGCAGAGACAGAGGGGACGUGUUGACAAACUUCAUGUAAUUCCAUCACGAAACCCACAGCCAAUAAAAUACAUUCACCGUGCCAAAUCGAACAAAGGCUCGAAGGUGAGUGAUGAUGCUUCAAGAAAAUCUUACGGAAGUUCGGUUCACAAGCACGUGACUUUGAAAGAGUUCUUUCCGAAAGAGUUUUUCAUGCAAAAAGUUGAAAGAGCAUACGUUAAUUCGGAUGAGAGCGACCAUCAACAUUAUAUUCCUUGUUGUGCUGCUAUGACUUUCACGGACGAUGACUUGUUGUUGGGAUCUAAACCUCACAAUCGUCCGCUCGUAGAUGGAGGGUCAGCUGUCAAUAUCUUACCAAAAUCCACCAUGAGACAGUUGGGGAUUGCUACCGAAGAUUUGUCUCGCAGUCGCCUUACUAUUCAAGGAUUUAACCAAGAAGGCCAAAGAGCUAUUGGGAUGGUUCGUUUAGACCUCACAAUUGAAGAGCUAGCGGCAAGUACACUAUUCCAUGUGAUUGAUGCAAGAACCUCUUAUCACUUGUUAUUAGGAAGGCCAUGGAUUCACGAAAAUGGAAUUGUCCCAUCUACCCUUCAUCAAUGCUUCAAAUACCUGAGGAAUGGAGAAAUGAUGAAGGUCGAUGCUAAUGCGAAGCCCUUUACCGAGGCAGAAUCACACUUUGCGGAUGCCAAAUUGUAUCUAGAGUCAAACCUGAAGUGCGAAACGGUGAUUUCAAAGGCGCCGAUAUGUCACCCUAUUAAUGGAAGUCAUUUGGAACUCGUACCGACGAAGAUUGGUUGCACAGAGAACGAGAAGGUGGCCACUUCAGUUGAAGCUCCGAUGAGCAAAAAUGAUGGAGCUGUGAGAAAAUUGAGUUUGCCAGUGUUUCGUUGCGCUCCCCAGUCACGCCGAAGAAGCCAAAUUUUGUUCAGUGAGUGCACCACAUUAUUAGAGGAUGGACAAGAACGACCGAAGGAGCAAGAGCCAAGCCAUUGCCACCUCAUUAGGGAAGAUUUAAUCAUGCCUAUUAUCGGCUUAAGUCCAUUGGCGCAUGAGCAGACGCGUGACGUUGUACCCCAUUCUCAAUGGCCUAGGGAGGCGUAA
This is a messenger RNA of Erythranthe guttata (spotted monkey flower), 2415 nucleotides long. The record is from RefSeq and is a predicted model, not a curated record. NCBI's taxonomy places the organism in Eukaryota, Viridiplantae, Streptophyta, Magnoliopsida, Lamiales, Phrymaceae.